GAACACGGAAGCCCGCACACACAUCGUUCGGAACAAUAACUUCCGGACGCUGAAAAGCGGAGCUCCAACGGCAAGUGUUUGGAGAGGAUUGCACCGCUGGAAAAAUGUCGGAGUUCUGGUUAAUUUCCGUUCCUGGUGAUAAAACCAAUUUAGCGGCUCUGGAGAGGAUGAAUACGGUCACUUCUAAAGCCAACCUGUCCGUCAAUUCGAAGUUCAUCAUACCGGACCUAAAGGUGGGGACCCUGGACGCUCUCAUUGGACUCUCAGAUGAUCUGGGGAAACUUGACGUCUUUGCUGAAAGUGUGAUCAAGAAAAUUGCUCAGUAUAUCGGAGAAGUCAUGGGUGACUCCGCAGAGAAGGCCCAAGAAAACCUGCUGGCAAAUGGAGUUGACUUGGUCAGCUAUUUGGCCCGAUUUGAGUGGGACAUGGCAAAAUACCCUGUGAAGCAGCCUCUGAAGAAUUUAACAGAUUCCCUAAGCAAGCAAUUGUCACAAAUAGACACAGAUCUGAAGUCAAGAGCAGUUACGUAUAACAACAUUAAAGGCAACCUGCAGAGUCUGGAGAGGAAAACUGUGGGCAGUUUACUGACCAGAACCCUAGCUGACAUUGUAAAUAAAGAAGACUUUGUUUUGAACUCAGAAUAUCUCAUCACGCUGCUGGUGGUGGUCCCCAAGUCCAGCUACGGUGCUUGGCAGAAGACCUACGAAUUAUUGUCUGACAUGGUAGUACCUCGAUCAACCAAGAUGAUCGCGGAGGACGGAGAAGGAGGCCUGUUUACAGUCACCUUGUUCAGAAAAGUCAUUGAUGAAUUUAAAGCUAAAGCUCGAGAAAACAAGUUUAUGGUGCGAGAGUUUUACUUCAAUGAGAAAGAGCUGCAGUCAGAAAAAGACGAAAUCAUUAAAUUGGAGAGCGAUAAGAAGCAGCAGUAUGGUCCUCUUCUGCGCUGGUUAAAAGUGAACUUCAGUGAAGCUUUCAUUGCUUGGAUUCAUAUAAAAGCUUUGCGGGUUUUUGUGGAGUCUGUUCUAAGGUAUGGCUUGCCAGUGAACUUCCAGGCAGUGAUUCUGCAGCCCAGCAAGAAAGCUAUGAAAAGGCUACGCGACGUGUUGAACGCCCUGUUCAGACACCUGGAUGAGGCAGCAGCUGCAAACAUGAAGGAUGUCGGUAUGGAUAUUCCCGGCUUACAGCUGAACAACCAAGACUAUUACCCAUACGUCUGCUUCAAGAUUGACAUGGCCAGCUUAGACUUCGAAUCUUAGUGUUAGACGUUCUAGAAGCGACAGAACAUAGUGAAUUCUAUAGUAACCAUCGGUCCUAUAACACUGUGCUGACUGCCUAGUCUUCCCUACAGACAACAGAUGCGUCUUCGUAUCUAAGUGUAAACUGCAUGAAAUGAGCCAGAAAUGUGUGCGCUAAAGCCAGAGCCAUCGUCCCUGUGUCUCAGGCCGGGUUCACACCUGCAUUAGGCACUUCCGUUGCGUAUUCCGGACAAAAUAGCGCGGCAUACUGCACUAUUUUGCCCGGUGAAAUGCCAGACACCAUGCAGGAAACCCGAUGAACCCCAUUAAAGUCAACAAGGGGCAUUGGUAUCUGGUAAAGAUGAGCAAACUUACAGUAAAUUUGAUUCGUCAGGAACUUCUCGGCUUGGC
Hyla sarda is the source of this 1646-nucleotide messenger RNA. It is a transcript of the gene ATP6V1C2, whose product is annotated as ATPase H+ transporting V1 subunit C2. The record is from RefSeq and is a predicted model, not a curated record. Lineage: Eukaryota; Metazoa; Chordata; Amphibia; Anura; Hylidae. Gene Ontology annotation, cellular component: vacuolar proton-transporting V-type ATPase, V1 domain; lysosomal membrane. The transcript has 13 exons. Gene Ontology annotation, biological process: proton transmembrane transport. Gene Ontology annotation, molecular function: proton-transporting ATPase activity, rotational mechanism. The coding region runs from base 105 to 1256 and encodes 383 amino acids.